CCGGAGCCCAGGACUCCAGUCUUGGAGCUGGAGACUCCAGACCACCCACGGGCUGGCAGGGCGAGCAGGUUGGAGACUCAGGAGACUGGAGAGCCCGGCAGGCGCUGAGGGGACAAUCGGGGACUCAGCCAGGAGGGACGUCAGGCUGGAAGAACCCUCCCCACCCCUGCCCCUCCCCACCCUGCUGCCCUGAAGCCAGAAUCCCUGCUUGGCAUGAGCAGGACUGUGAGAAGCUAGCCCCCUGACCAGGCUAACGCUGACCGCAGACCGCUCCUCACCUGGACAAGAUGAGAGUGUCAGGUGUGCUUCGCCUCCUGGCCCUCAUCUUUGCCCUGGUCGCCACAUGGAUCUUUAUUCGCAGCUACAUCAGCUUAACCAUGAAAACUAUCCGUCUGCCCCGCUGGCUGGCAGGUUCGGACUCCAAGGAGAUCAAGGCCGUGAAGACCAAGUGCGGCCUCAGCAAGCCCUGCCCAGACAACUUCUUUGCGUUUAAAAUCAGCAGCGGAGCCGCCAACGUCGUGGGCCCCACCAUGUGCUUCGAAAACUUUGUGAUCAUGAGUCCUGUGAAAAACAACGUGGGCAGAGGCCUGAACAUUGCCCUGGUGAACGGAACCACAGGAACGCUGCUGACACAGAAGUGUUUCGACAUGUACUCUGGAGAUGUUAAGCUCCUGGUAAAAUUCCUUAAAGAAAUUCCAGAGGACACGCUGGUGCUGGUGGCCUCCUAUGAUGACCCAGGAACCAAAAUGAAUAAGGAGACCAGGAAGCUCCUCUCCAGCUUGGGCAGUUCCUAUGCAGAACAGCUGGGCUUCAGAGAUAGCUGGGUCUUCUUAGGGGCCAAAAACCUCAAGGAUAAAAGCCCUUUUGAGCAGUUCUUAAAGAACCACCCAGACACGAACAAAUACGAGGGCUGGCCGGAGCUGCUGGAACUGGAGGGCUGUGUUCCCCGGAAGGUAUUUUAGGGUGGCUGUAGGACCGACAAGCCCCUGGCUGUCCUGGGGACAGCGUCAGCUGCAGCAGCCAGAAGGGUACCAGGCGGCCUGUGUAAAGUUCCCCGGGCGGGGGCUCUGCACACCUCCCCUCUUGGGAAGCAGCGCCCUCCCAGGGGCUGCAGCAGCCUACCUGAGGUGGCCAGCCAUCAGGGGUCCUUCUGGAGCCUAUCUGCAGGAAGAACAGUCCGCUUUCCUUCAAGACGGCCAGCGCUCGCUCCCAAGGACAGACGGACUGCCCGCACCUGCGGCACACCAUUAAAUUUUAUUUUUGAUUUUGAA
Molecule: messenger RNA, 1271 nt
Organism: Ailuropoda melanoleuca (giant panda)
Lineage: Eukaryota; Metazoa; Chordata; Mammalia; Carnivora; Ursidae
Gene: FAM3D
Product: FAM3 metabolism regulating signaling molecule D
Exons: 10
Coding region: 288-962 (224 amino acids)
Source: RefSeq, a predicted model, not a curated record